Molecule: messenger RNA, 3677 nt
Organism: Trifolium pratense (red clover)
Lineage: Eukaryota; Viridiplantae; Streptophyta; Magnoliopsida; Fabales; Fabaceae
Product: protein FLOWERING LOCUS D
Exons: 6
Coding region: 158-2881 (907 amino acids)
Molecular function (GO): oxidoreductase activity; protein binding
Source: RefSeq, a predicted model, not a curated record
UAAAAAUUCACAAUUUUACAAACAACAAUGACACCGAACUGUAACAUUCCACCACUCCAGUUUGGCAGUGACACUGAACGGUGGCGGUGACGGUGGUGGAGGGUGGCGCUUAAGAUAGCUCGUGUUUCCGGCGAUCGAAAAUAUUACCAUUACUGUGAUGGAUCCUCCUCCUUCUCCACCUCAAUCUUCUUUCAUUCCUCCUUCCCAAUUACCAUCCCCUCCACAAAACCCUAACCCUAAUAUUCAAUCCGAUUCAAUCCCCAAUUGGGACCAAAACCCUAACCUCACCCAUUACAUUGAUAUAUCCGUCCCUAAGAAGAGAAGACGUGGCAGGUCCCAACGCAAUCCGGCGUCGUUUCAUUCUCCUCACACUCCCAACGCCAUCACUUCUUCUUCUUCAUCUUCAGCUGUUGCAGCAGCUCCAGUUUCCAUUUCUUCAAUCAGAAUCCCACCGCCAUUGUCCACGCCUGCACAAGACUUCUCCGAUGAAAUUAUAGUGAUAAACAAAGAAGCUAAAACGGAGGCAAUGAUUGCACUCACUGCUGGUUUUCCAGCAGAUUCGCUUUCCGAGGAGGAGAUCGAAACCGGAGUUAUACCUGUCAUCGGAGGGAUCGAACAGGUGAAUUACACUCUCAUUAGGAACCACAUUAUUGCUAAAUGGCGUGAGAAUGUUUCGGUUUGGGUUACUAAGAAAAUGUUUACUGAUUAUAUACCUCAACAUUACAAUGCACUUUUGGAUUCUGCUUAUAAUUAUCUUGUAUCGCAUGGUUAUAUCAAUUUUGGUAUUGCUUCCGCAAUUAAGGACAAAAUCCCUACUGAAUCGAGUAAGGCUCGUGUGAUUAUCAUUGGUUCUGGUCUUGCUGGGUUGGCUGCUGCAAGGCAGUUGAUGCGGUUUGGGUUUAAAGUGACUGUGUUGGAAGGGAGGAAACGGGCUGGUGGACGGGUUUAUACUAAGAAAAUGGAGGUAGGGAGUAGGGUGGGUGCGGCUGCUGAGUUAGGUGGGAGUGUUUUGACAGGUACUUUAGGGAAUCCUCUUGGGAUUGUGGCUAGGCAGUUAGGUGAUUCACUUCAUAAGGUGAGAGAUAAGUGUCCACUUUAUAGUGUUGAUGGAAAGCCGGUUAACCCUGAUAUGGAUGUGAAGGUUGAAUCUGCUUUUAAUCGCUUGUUAGAUAAGGCCAGCAGGCUUAGGCAAUUAAUGGGGGAGGUCUCUGUCGACGUGUCCCUUGGGGCAGCGCUGGAGACGUUCAGGCAAGUAUAUAAGGAUGCUGUGAAUGAUGAGGAGAUGAAGUUGUUCAAUUGGCAUCUUGCAAAUUUGGAAUAUGCAAAUGCAGGUUUAUUAUCACAUCUUUCACUUGCGUUUUGGGACCAAGAUGAUCCGUAUGAUAUGGGAGGAGAUCAUUGUUUUUUGCCCGGAGGAAACGGAAAGUUGAUUCAAGCCUUGGCUGAGAACGUGCCAAUUUUAUAUGAGAAAACUGUAAAUACGAUUAGGUAUGGUAGUGACGGAGUGCAGGUUAUUGCAGGAAGUCAGGUAUUUGAGGGUGAUAUGGCAUUGUGUACUGUUCCCCUGGGUGUUUUGAAGAAAGGGUCUAUCAAAUUUAUACCGGAGUUGCCUCAAAGAAAGCUUGAUGGAAUUAAAAGAUUGGGUUUUGGUCUACUGAAUAAGGUUGCUAUGCUCUUCCCUCAUGUGUUCUGGGAGAUGGAUCUCGACACAUUUGGGCAUCUUUCUGAUGAUCCAAGUCGUCGUGGGGAAUUUUUUCUGUUUUACAGUUAUGCAACAGUUGCUGGUGGUCCUCUGUUGAUUGCUUUAGUGGCAGGGGAAGCUGCACAUAAAUUUGAGAGCAUGCCCCCUACAGAUGCAGUAACAAAGGUUCUUCAAAUUCUGAAGGGUAUCUACGAACCAAAAGGAAUCAGUGUUCCUGAACCUAUCCAAACUGUCUGUACUAGAUGGGGUAGUGACCCCUUCUGCUUUGGUUCUUACUCUAAUGUUGCAGUUGGAGCUUCAGGUGAUGAUUAUGAUAUUUUAGCUGAAAGUGUGGGAGAUGGUAGACUUUUCUUUGCUGGGGAGGCAACUAAUAGGCGCUAUCCUGCUACUAUGCAUGGGGCUUUUCUAAGUGGUCUAAGAGAAGCAGCAAAUAUGGCCCACCAUGCUAAUAUUAGAUCAAUGAAUGUGAAGGUUGAAAAGACCCCUUCGAAUGCUCAUUCUUGUGCUUCCGUUCUUGCGGAUUUAUUUAGAGAACCUGAUAUAGAAUUUGGGAGUUUUUCUAUCAUUUUUGCUAAGAAAAAUGCAGACCCAAAAUCACCCGCGAUCUUGAGGGUAACUUUUGGUGAGCCUAAAAAGAAGUAUCACGAAGUUGCCAAACAAGACCAACAACAACACUCAAACAAAUUACUUUUUCAGCAGCUUCAGUCACAUUUUAAUCAAAAGCAGCAGCUUCAUGUUUACACUUUGCUGUCAAGACAACAGGUUCUUGACCUAAGAGAAGUAAGGGGCGGUGAUGAAAUGAGAUUGAAUUACCUUUGUGAAAAGCUAGGAGUGAAGCUCGUGGGAAGAAAAGGAUUGGGUCUGAAUGCUGAUUCUGUCAUCGCUUCUAUUAAAGCUGAGAGGGGCAAUCGUAAACCUGUUUCAACUUCUAUGUCUCUUAAACCAGGGUUAGGGGUGUCAAAGCUAAAAGCAGGCAUUAUGAAGCGAAAGAUAAUCAGAAAGGCAAAGGUGGUGAAGAAAAGCAAUGGAUCCAUACCCCCUGCAAGCAUGAAUGUGGGGAGUUCCUCUAAAGUAUCUGAAGAGAAUCGGAUAAUAGACCAAGUGCUUCCUGAUGUGCUUGCUUCAGGGAACAAUCAAAAUGACUUGUCAAACUCAAAUCCAUCCAUAAAUGGAAGUUGAAUAACUGGAUGACAUUUCUUCAUCUAGGAGACUAAUUGUUCAUAUUAAUUUGCAGAAAGACUAAGAUAUACCAUUCAGAUUGUUCUCUUUGGGAACUUCAGUCGGGAUUCUUUGUGUUCUCAAUAGAAUAUUUGUAAUACAUAUACAUUUUUUUAAUGAAGUAUUUGUUAGAAAUACAUUGAUUGUUGUUGUAAAUAAGAUAUUGUAAUUGAAUAGAUUAUCACUAGAGGUAGGCUCUUGCAUUAUAAGCAAGCAUACAUCCUUUGACAAUCAGGCACCAGCUAUUUAUCAAAGUUUCAUACAUCAAAGGCUUGAGUUAGCUUUAUUUAGUUGUGGUAUGAUCUUCGGCAUUUCACCUGAUCAUCUCGGUGCUUUUGUUCAACAUAUAGAAGAUGGCUCUGACUUGCAAAUACGUUUGGUGCUGAUGGUAUUUUGAUGCAGCAAACUGGCAAAUAAUCAACACCAAAUACAAUGUUGGCAUUGCCAGGGUCUAAGUAGCCUCCUGCUAUGCAUGGCAUAGUUGGACUUCAAGAGACGAACAUGAUCAUACCUGACAGCACUGAUAGGUUUCAACACGUUCAUGUUACCUGCAAAUUGAGACUGGCCACUGUCCUUUUUUGGGUCGGUGCAGCCUUUUAGGGAAGCAACAGGAGAAAAGAAAAUAUACAAUGUAUAAGUUCCUUUUUGUUGUGCUAAUUGUAUGGUUUAUGAGGACAUGAAACAUUAUACUGUAACCUAUACUUUAUGAUCUGAAAACUUUGUUGCUUAAAAAGGUGAUAUUGGUGCUUUUUUUUUU